Messenger RNA from Drosophila guanche, 1033 nucleotides. RefSeq names its product hemicentin-1 (gene dpr21). Gene Ontology annotation, biological process: synapse organization. NCBI's taxonomy places the organism in Eukaryota, Metazoa, Arthropoda, Insecta, Diptera, Drosophilidae. The transcript is spliced from 7 exons. The record is from RefSeq and is a predicted model, not a curated record. Gene Ontology annotation, cellular component: neuron projection membrane. The coding region runs from base 119 to 982 and encodes 287 amino acids.
CGCAUGUCCAACCGUAAGAGGAAGAAAUAAUUACAUACGGAAAUAUAUAUGUAUGUGUGCAUAUUUCAAUAAACAUUAAGUCCAGUUGAUGCUAUAAUGUUAGCAUAGAGAAUUUAAAAUGCGUUACUAUUGGACUUUUCGGGUGAUUGUAUAUAUUUUACUUUCGCGAGGAACGUCCCCAAAAACUAUAUAUUUUGAUGAAAAAGUAUCAGUUUUAGAGUAUGCAAAUACAAGUAAUGAAUAUAUUGCGAACAUUAAUAAGCCACUCAAUAGAGGGCCUUAUUUUGAUACUUCCGCAACCAAAAAUGUCACAUCUCUCGUGGGGAAAACGGGACACCUGAACUGUCGAAUCAAGAAUCUGGGCAAUAAAACGGUAUCAUGGAUACGCCAUAGGGACUUACAUCUGUUAACUGUAGCAGAAAGCACAUAUACAUCGGACCAGCGAUUUACUUCCAUUUACAAUAAACAGACUGGAGACUGGUCUUUACAGAUAAUGUUUGCACAAAUCAGAGAUUCCGGAGUAUACGAAUGUCAGGUAUCAACCACACCUCCAGUUGGGUAUACCAUGAUAUUUUCAGUUGUAGAACCUAUUACUACCAUUCCUGGAGGUCCUGAACUGUAUAUUGACAUGGGAUCAACAGUGAAUUUAACGUGUGUCGUAAAGCAUUUACCCGAUCCACCCUAUACAGUGCAUUGGACCCACAAUAAUCAGGAUAUAAAUUAUGAUUCGCCACGAGGAGGAGUGUCAGUAAUAACUGAAAAAGGAGAUAUAACUACUUCAUAUCUCUUGAUUCAGCGAGCCAAGAUAUCUGAUUCGGGAAAAUAUUCUUGCUUACCAUCAAAUGCAAAUCCAAAGUCGGUCAAUGUUCACAUACUUAUCGGUGAUCAUCCUGCUGCCGUGCAAAGGGCCCAUAGUUUACUUCCCUAUAGUUGUAAAAUGCUAGUUUUAACCAUUUUUGCAUUCUUGAAACUUAGCAUUUAAGUAUAAACAUACGUAUAGUUUUGUAAAUAAUAAAUACCUUGUCACAUACAA